Molecule: messenger RNA, 2780 nt
Organism: Perca fluviatilis (European perch)
Lineage: Eukaryota; Metazoa; Chordata; Actinopteri; Perciformes; Percidae
Gene: efnb3b
Product: ephrin-B3b
Exons: 5
Coding region: 1235-2266 (343 amino acids)
Biological process (GO): ephrin receptor signaling pathway; axon guidance
Cellular component (GO): plasma membrane
Molecular function (GO): ephrin receptor binding
Source: RefSeq, a predicted model, not a curated record
CGGAGGAUGGGGAUUUUUUUUUUUUCCUUUCCCCAUUCAGCUACGUCCCCUUUUUCCCUCCUCCUCCUUUCAAACAAGCCAGUCGGUCUGUCAAUGUGCUGCGAGCAUUAGGCCAAGUCAAAGCAGAGGGAUUCUGAGGCAGAGAGACGGAUGAGAUAACGAAUGAAGCGUUUUUCCUCUGGCCGAGAAGCGAAUCCAAAUGACGCGCUACAUCAGACAGGCGUCAAUUUCCAACCGGGACUGAUGCUCCCAACAACUCGCAUCUUAUCCUUUUUUUUUCUUUAAAUCACUUCGCAAGUUUCGCGUUGGUCUUUUGCGCCAUUCCGAGAGUGGAGGUGCUUUUCGAGCUCUUUGGUUUGUUUCUCUCAGUUUUCUUGUGUUUGAUUGUCGGACUCAUCGAUUUGGAUUUUGUCUUUGUUUUAAUUUCCGACAAAUCUGUUUGCUGACGGAUUUGCGGAUUUACAACCCGCGCUGAACCUGUGCGUUUCACAGAGAGGAGAAUAAGGAUUGCAAUGCGCAUUGACUCUAGCCCACCGAGCGUCAACAUGUCUUUAUGAGGAUGGAGCUGUGGACACGAGUGGCAUCUUUUUCCGUUUUAAACGCUUGACCCUGACAGUUUUUGGUCCGAUAUCGACUGUUUUUCCUUCUAACAGACUGACAACAUUUCUUUUCGGUCCAGCCUGACAUGUUGGAAGGUAGAUCUUCUUUGGAGAAAACAAGGUAAUGGGAGAGAAAUCACACAGAGUCGGCACAGAGAACAAGGGAACAUUGUUCGGAAAAAGACAAUUAGGGCGCACCGAAAAGCAACAGAAAUAGCUCUUGGGUGGCGAUACUUGUCAGAAAAUUCGAUUCAGUGGAGUUAUAUUUGAGCAGAGGAGCACUGCUUUGGAAACAAGGAGGACUGAUGACAAAUUAAUGGGAAAGUCAUGGGAUUGGCACUGAAAUAGUAACGACCGUGGAUGCGCAGAAAACCCCGUCGUUUUUUGGAGAUCCAGACGCACGGAUUGAACAAGUUUCUCCUGCACGUUUCAGAGUCUGCUUUUGGUUUGAUCCAGUCCAUUUUUGAUGAAUUGUGGCUCCAUGAGGUUGUACACAGCGGGCUUUCACUCCACACUUUGACUGCCUCUACCUAUAGCCUGCUCGGCUGUGGUCGCACAUCCAUUGUUUUGAGAACCUCCUCGCCACAGCAUUGAAAGUAUUGCCCAUUUCUUUUUCUUUUUUUUUCUUUUUAUAAAUGUGGCUGCAUAUUCUGGGUGUCAGGGUUGAAAUGGCGUGUCGAGGAAGUGGGAUUGGAUUGUGGAUCCUGCUGAUAUUCUUACUGGAUUUACUGGGGACGGCGGCCAGCAAUAUGGAGCCCAUCUACUGGAAUUCUCUGAACGAAAGGUUCAGGGACGAUAAGGGCUACGUUCUGUACCCUCAGAUCGGGGACCGGCUGGACCUCAUCUGCCCUCCGCUGGACACCGCCAGGUCCACGCCAGAGUACGAGUAUUACAAGCUCUACCUGGUGUCGCUGCGGGAACAGGCGGACCGCUGCGAGGUGAGCGGCCCCCCCAACAUCGUGCUGACCUGCGACGAGCCCACCCGCGAACGCCGCUUCACCAUCAAGUUCCAGGAGUUCUCGCCCAACCUCUGGGGCCACGAGUUCAAGAGCAUGCACGACUACUACAUCAUCGCUACGUCAGAUGGGACGCGUCAAGGCCUGGAUAGCAUGAGAGGCGGAGUGUGUGCCACGCAAGGCAUGAAGGUGGUCCUGAAAGUGGGGCAGAGCCCAUAUGGGCUGCCUCCGAAGAAGGAUCUGCCAGCGGGACGCACCACCAGCAGAAACCCAGGGGGAGCAGGGAACUCCACCCAAUCGCGAGGAGGACCCAACAGUUUUGGAAACGAGGGCGACGGGGAGAACGGGCCCCUUCAACCGUCCAACAUCGCCCUGAUCGCCGGCGCCGCGGGAGGCUCCGCCUUCCUCCUGCUGGUAACGGCUGUGAUCUGCGUGGUGUGUUACAGGCGGCGGCACGCCAAGCACUCAGACACCCACCACCCUCCGCUGUCGCUGUCCUCGCUCACCAGCCCCAAGCGGGGAGGGGGCGGGGGCCUCAGCAGCUCCAACAACAACGGUUCCGAGCCCAGCGACAUCAUCAUCCCUCUGCGGACGUCAGACUCGGCCUACUGCCCGCACUACGAGAAGGUGAGCGGCGACUACGGACACCCCGUCUACAUCGUCCAGGAGAUGCCGCCUCAGAGCCCAGCCAACAUCUACUACAAAGUAUGAGACGCCCGCUGCUACGGCCGACUGGACACAUCCACCCCCCCUCUCCCCGUUACCAGCCGAUCCCCUGCUCCAAAUGAAGCCACAGCAAAGCUCUCCAUCACAGCUCCAACUCCCUCAGUACUACCAGUAUUGUCCCAUGGACCCCCCCCCCCCACUCACUGCCCCGUGAGCCCGGCCACAGUUGUGUUUCUAGCUGAAUAAACCACCCCACCCCAUUCUCACACCAACUGGGCCACCAAGUGUGCGUUAAGGGCAAAGUCCAAUCGGUGCAUAGCCCUUCUUAACAAGGCCCUCACCAAUGGGCAAGAGCUUCUGAGUGCCCCCUUCUUGUUAACUCAGAGCUAAACGAGACCCACCCGUGCUGAAUUGAAGAGUCGUCCCCAUAACGCCCAUGUGUGUGUGUGUAUGUGUGUGUGGCAACACACUUUAUUUCUAGGAGUAUGGACCUGGUGUUGGGACUUGAGAGGUUUUACAAAAGAAAAAAAGAAAAGAAAAAGGACUACAACUGUAAAAA